This is a messenger RNA of Clavispora lusitaniae ATCC 42720, 1509 nucleotides long. RefSeq lists its product as uncharacterized. Gene Ontology annotation, molecular function: fatty acyl-CoA hydrolase activity. Gene Ontology annotation, biological process: acyl-CoA metabolic process. Gene Ontology annotation, cellular component: mitochondrion. NCBI's taxonomy places the organism in Eukaryota, Fungi, Ascomycota, Pichiomycetes, Serinales, Metschnikowiaceae. The record is from RefSeq and is a predicted model, not a curated record.
AUGUUGCUCAAAACGUUUGCGCCGAAAGUGGCCCAUUUGCCAUACAGAGCAGCUGCUCAAUAUGCUAGACCUCUUUUGUCUCGCUCUUUCCACCAACAAAACGCUAAUCUUCAAGCUGGAUCCUCAAUCCCUGCCGAAGCGGCUGAUGCGGCUGCUACUGUUCUCUCAGACAAGAGGGACUACGAGAAAUUAGAUCACAAGGCCACAUGGUUAGAUGCAUUGAAGGAACGCGAGAGACAACUCGCGGACGGCAAAGUUCUUGAUUCAUUCGUGUACAUGAACCCAAAGACAACCGAGGUUGGAGAGAAGACCAGAGCGGAAUCCUUUUCCUACCUCCUUCUUCCCUUCAAAGAUGACAAGUUUCUUUGUGAUGCAUACAUCAAUGCUUUUGGGCGUUUGAGAGCAGGACAAUUGUUCCAGGACUUGGAUGCUUUGGCUGGAAGAAUUGCCUACAGACAUUGUGCUCCUGCCGAGCCGGUGAAUGUCACGGCUUCUGUUGACAGAAUCUACAUGGUUAAAAAGGUGGAUGAAAUUCACAACUACAACUUUGUGUUGGCAGGUUCCGUUACCUGGACUGGUAGAUCCUCCAUGGAGAUUACUGUCAAGGGUUAUGCAUUUGAAGAUCUGGUACCAGAGGAAGUGACCGAGGAUACCUUACCAAAUGAGAACGUGUUUUUGUCUGCCAACUUCACUUUCGUUGCUAGAAACCCAGUCACUCAUAAGUCCUUUGCUAUCAACAGGUUGCUUCCUGUGUCCGAAGAAGAGUGGUUGGACUAUAGAAGAGCUGAGUCCUUCAACGCCAAGAAGAAGCUUGCUGCGAAGAAUAAGGAAAUCAUCCAACCCACAGACGAGGAAAACAGACUUGUCUACGACAUGUGGAGAGCUUCUAAAAGCUUGACACAAUCUCUGAACGAGAACUUUCAAUUUAUGAAAGACACUAUCAUCACUUCGACUUUGUUCAUGCAACCUCAAUACCGUAACAGGCAUUCAUAUAUGAUUUUUGGUGGUUACCUUUUGAGACAAUCCUUUGAGUUGGCUUAUUGUGCUGCGGCGGCAUUCUCUUCUGCUGGACCACGUUUCGUUUCUUUAGAUUCCACCACAUUCAAGGCUCCUGUUCCUGUUGGCUCUGUCUUGUCGAUGUCUGCUAACAUCUCUUACACUGAGCAUCUCCAUGACAAGGAUUUUGACUACGCCAGUGAAUCUCCUUUCAACUUACCUGCUACUAAUGUUAUUAUGAACAGCCCAGAUGCAUUCUUGCUGGAGCCUGGUACAUUAGUGCAAGUUAAAGUUGACACAACAAUCAAGAACUUGGAUUCGGCAGAAAAGAAGGAGUCUGGAUGCUUCAUUUACUCCUUUUUUGUUCCUAGAAGCUCAUACCCAGAAGGCAAGCCUCAUUAUGCCAAUGUCGUUCCGCAAACUUACUCCGAAAUGAUGGAAUAUGUUGCCGGUAGAAGAAGAGCUCAAGACACAGCUAACUACGUGGCCACUCUCGCCGCUUCUAGAAAGUAA